AUGGCACACUUCCUGGAAGAUUCGCACAGAAGCAAUGAGCUGCUGGUAGUUUAUACCUGGGUCCCCUUCGCCUGGUUUGCUUGGCCGACCCUGGUCGUUGGGACUGCCCAGGACAUUGCCGACACCGGCCCACAAAUUCUUGGCUUCUUGUUGUACCUGCCUUUGUUGGAUGACGCACGCAAGCUGACUAUGAUGUGGAUGGCCUACUGCUUCUUGGCCAGUGCCAGGUCAUUGCAGCUUUGCAUGUCUCAUGCUGGCAUGAAAGCCCAGCUGACGCCCUUUCUUUUACGGAUACUUCUGCUGGAACUCGCUGGCUUAGUGGCAGGACGUGCGCGAAUUUGGUACCUGAGUCGGCAGGGCACGCCUCUUACGUCGUCAUACCUGGAUCAGUGCUCCAGGACGAAGGAGGUCCAGGUCCAGCCAGUCAACAGCUCUGACCUACAGCAAGAGCAUCAGGCUAUACCACACGCAUAUGUGCCGUCUGGAGCCUGUGGACGGGCAGAGAUGAUUGCAAGAAGCAUCUGGCAUCGGCGGCGGCUGUACAAAGACGAGCUGAGGGGCCGACUGUUAUGGGCUGUGCACCUUCACGCCGAGAAGCAGCUCACUUCCGAUCUUUUGCUCCACAUCCUCACCUUCCUGCAGGAGCCGGAAAGGCCGGUGACAACCUUCUUGGGGCUGCUCUCGGACGACAACACGUCCCAGAUCUCCGGAAGUCAGCGCACGAGGAUGCACAAGCAACUGGGCAUGCUGUGCUUGCUGGAGAGGAUAGACCGCAAUUGCCUAAUGGUGUUCCACAGACUGGUCAAGGACAGCAUGCUGACGGACAGAGGGCUGGACAUCAUGAUGAUGGUAUGCAGCCUGGAGAUGGAGGCGGUUGAGGAGGAGUUCGUGAUGACCUCCACAACUUCGUCUCCUGAUCGGCGAGGUGGGCGAGUGAGAACACAGGAAGAGGCUACAUGGGGCUUUUCGAGGACGGGUCAGGCCUUUUACAGGAGGGUGAUCGCUCCGGUGCUUGAGCAAGCAGGCGUGGUUAAGGCACAAGCUCCUCCGCCACGGGCGUUGCCGUCGCCGAUUGCGAAGUCCUCUUCUGCAAGUCAAGGGGCCCAUGGAGGUCCAUUGAUGCCACCCAAUGUCCAGCAGGCCAUGCGAGCUUGGACGGCGAGGCCGAGUUUGUUGACUCCUAGGCCUCCGAUGCAGCAGCGCUCCCAUGAUGCGGUGUCUUCGAGUAGCUCGGGACAUCAAGAAAUCGUGGCGGAGGAGGUUCGUCGUCAAGUUCAGGGAGCCCUUCAAGCACGGGAUGCGAGCAUGAGAACUUUGAUGGCAGAGAAUGAGGAGCUCAAGCGGAUGUUGGUGGUGCAAACCCAGGCGCUUGGUGCGGUGCGGGAGACAGGCCGGCCGAUGUCAAGGCCGACGCCACUUCCAUCCUCUCAGGUGGUCUUCCUGGAGACAGUCAAAGCGGACCUUUACCUGGAGGAGGCCAAGCUGGAGCAGCGAGUGAUCAGAGAUAUCCUGGUGUUUCAGAAGGUCAACCGGGACCGAGUGGAGGUGGAGGAGGAAACGCAUGGGGGUAUGCGCCAACUGCAGCAGGCCUACUUGGAGAAGAAGGACGGCCCAGAGCAGGAGGUGAUCAAGGGCGGCAUUGAGCUGCCAAAGCUACCAGAACCUCACGCCGAUGGAGGUGUGGAGUUUCAAGACUGGGUUUACAUGACAGAGCAGAUGGUGGGUUCGCUGACGGACAAGGCGGGUGCAUGGUAUAUGGCUACGCUGGCGUGUGCCAAAGAGGCGUUUGCACGUUACCAGACUGCCACUCCGUUGGACAGGCUCAACAUAGCCCCUGCCCUACCUGACCAGCUCAGGGCGAAGCUUUGGGAGCGCUUGGAUCGCAGAGUGCUUACGUUGGUGCUAGCAGCAAUGCCACGUCAGGCCAAGGAAGAUGCUGUUACCCAUAGGGUGAAAACAACAGCCGAUGCCUUGUUCAGGCUGUACGUCCUGUAUCAACCAGGAAGCACAACGGAGCGCGCAGCAGUGUUGAAGCUACUUGAAGGAGCCCCAGCUGGAGAAAACCCGGAAGAAGCAGUGACUGCCUUGAGGAGAUGGAGAAGACACCUCAACCGUGCAGUCGACAUGGGCAUCACGCCACCUGACGCUUCCCUUCAGCUAAGAGGACUUGAUUUGAUCAUUGCCAAGGUGGUUGAGCGAGAUGCUGGGCUAUCCUUUCGUUUAUCGUUGGCCCGGCAUACCCUCCAGUUGCAGAAUCGCCCGACCCAGGAAACCGUGCUGCAGUUCUAUGACCACGCUCUUGCGGAGAUCCAGCAGCUUGCGCCUCUCAAGGGGAAGUCUCAAAGUGGACCAGAAGCAACUAAGCUCCGGGCACUUGGUACAUCAGCUGGAACUGGUGAAUCAACGUCCCCCACUUCUCCUUCGUCGGCAAAAGGAUCAGGCAAGGGGGCAGAGAAGACUCCUUGUAAGUUCUUUACCAGUGAUGCUGGAUGCAAGAAGGGCGGAAGCUGCAAGUUCGCUCACAGCUUUGCGAGCCGUGAAGAGAAGAAGUCGAGAUGUUGGACGUGUGGUGCCCGAAAUCAUCGUCAAGCAGACUGCCCAGUGAAGCCGAAGACCAAGGACCCAGCAACGCCCAAGGCCGCGGCAGCCCUGGCUGUUCCCCAGUCGGCGACGUCUUCUAUGACUUCGGCGGCCACUCAGCUACAGACUGCAUUGCCCUCGGCCUCUUCUACAAUGCCCCAGCAAAGUACACAGUCUUCAACCUUGGACUCUACAGCAGCGGCAACCUCCUCGACUACAACUUCAAGCCAGCCCUCAGGGAUGUCGCAGCAUGAGCGUGAAGUCAAGGCCCUCCUUCAGGAGGCCAAUGCUAUGUUGAGCAAGCUCACACAGCUGCAGGCCUUGACUGUGACUCAGGAGUCGUCAGAUGAGCUGCGCGUUGCUAUCAAGGCGUAUGAGGCUCAGGUUCGAGCUAGAACGGCUCUUUUGGACUCUGGAGCUUCACAUGCGUUUCGUCCUCUACGAGAAGGAGAACUGGACAACACAACCCCCAUCAAGGUUGAGCUCGCGGGCGGCCAAGAGACAUGGCUGCGCCAAACCAAGGCGGGCACACUUGUGCCAAGUUCACAUGAUGAUGGAGCCACGGCUGGGUCCAUAGUUCCUCUUGGGGCUUUGGUCCAGCAGCUCAAUUGUACUCUUACAUGGAGCAAGGAUGAUGGUUUGGUUAUCAAUCACCCCUCCUACGGCAAGAUCGCGGCUCAGACAAUUGGCAAUUGUCCUGUGAUUUCUGAGGCCCAGGCGCUUAGCCUGAUUGCCGAGUUGGAGCAAGCAAAGGUGAAUGAGCUAGAGGGCCAUGUGUCAGAUGGCCAACUUCGUGUUCUCAACUGGGACCUCGAGGAGUUGAGGAGCUGGGAAGGUGCAAUGGCUACCUAUGUGGCGACUGGGAAAAGGCACCAUGGAUUGGAGGCUUUGAUGAUGCCGUCUUUUCCUUUUGGUCAAGUUGAUGAGUCGAUUCGAGGCUUGUUGGUGGAGGACGUGGACCUCUCAGAUCAAGCCGGGUGGAACUACCUGAAGGCUAUGCCAAUUCGAAGAGCUAUGAGGAAGCGGCUCUUUCAAACUUCGUGGAUUGUCCACUUGUAUGCGGGGCCCUACGACAAGAAGACCGACAACUUGAAGGUCACCGAAAGGAAUGGUGUUACCGUGCUCGAGCUGGACAUCCUUAGAAGCAGCUUGUUUUCCUUGAGAGGACAGAGCUCAGCUUACAAGCUUCUUUUGUGGGCUGCACUUCGAGGUCAAAUCGUCAGUGUGGUGGGUGGUCCGCCGAGGGACAGUGAGUCAAUGGAGUUGAUUUGCAAGCAGUUGUUCCUGUGGACAGUGGCGGACAAGGCAAUGAGAAUGAUGCGGUUGCCAGCCCCUGGCUUCAUGAUGGAGCUCCCUGAAGGCCAUGGUUUUUGGAAGUCAGAAGUUUGGAGCAGGUGGAGCCACGGUUUGCGAAUGCCAUCCUGCUACGUCUCAGCGGGGAUCAACGAAGGUCAGUACAGGGUGGCCACGAACCUCGAUUUCUACAAGGCCCUACCGGUUGAAAGGGCAGCCUCAAGGGAUGUGCCAACCUGGUCCCCUUCCUCAUGGACUACAACCUUCAAGGACCAAAUUUGCGAUGCCUUGCAAGCUUGGUACAAAGAACCAGAUCUACCACGACUUGUGCGAAUGUUGGCCAAGUUUGAGGGCAACUACGACGAGAUGAGCCUCGCA
This is a messenger RNA of Symbiodinium necroappetens, 4251 nucleotides long. NCBI's taxonomy places the organism in Eukaryota, Dinophyceae, Suessiales, Symbiodiniaceae. The record is from the annotation of a GenBank genome assembly.